CUGUGUAAAAGAAAAAAAUAUUACAUUUUAGAAAUUAAAUUUUUAUUUAAGCAACCAGGUAUUAAUAAAGAACAUUUGUUUUGUUACAAAUGUAUACGUGGUGAAGCAAAAGAAGUGGUCGAUGGUAGCGGAAAACUUGAUCUGCUUGGAAUUCCCUGUAUGAGCGGCGACAGUUGUCCAAACGUCUUGUUCUGGAAUGAUAUUCGUAAAGCAUUACCGAGUACAUUAAAAAAACGACUAAGCGCAAUGAUACAGGAUGCAAACUUACGUGCCAGUGGAAUGGAGAUUGAGAGUUGUAAAAUUUGCGGUUUUUCGGGUAUACCGGAACUACCGAAAGAACAGGAUCAAAUAUUUCGAUGUCCGGAGUGUGGAGCGCAGCACUGCAGGUAA
This is a messenger RNA of Enterobius vermicularis (human pinworm), 390 nucleotides long. NCBI's taxonomy places the organism in Eukaryota, Metazoa, Nematoda, Chromadorea, Rhabditida, Oxyuridae. The record is from the annotation of a GenBank genome assembly.